Messenger RNA from Pangasianodon hypophthalmus (striped catfish), 2359 nucleotides. It is a transcript of the gene pcyt1ab, whose product is annotated as phosphate cytidylyltransferase 1A, choline b. Gene Ontology annotation, cellular component: endoplasmic reticulum. The transcript is spliced from 9 exons. Gene Ontology annotation, biological process: CDP-choline pathway. The record is from RefSeq and is a predicted model, not a curated record. Gene Ontology annotation, molecular function: choline-phosphate cytidylyltransferase activity; phosphatidylcholine binding. Lineage: Eukaryota; Metazoa; Chordata; Actinopteri; Siluriformes; Pangasiidae. Bases 234 to 1313 code for a protein of 359 amino acids.
CUGUGGAGCUGUCAAAAUAGUUAGCGGGGUGUUGCUGUGUGUUCGUGUUGUGUUUGUUCUCUGUUGUAAGAAGAAGAAAAAAACAGCAGUUUAUUGUCUGAAUGUAAAAAAAUGUAGUUAGUUACUUUAUUAAAUUGUACUUCGCGGUCUCACACACACACACUUACACUUGCAACGCUUAAGCGACUUGUUCAAGUCCCAGACCCAGCGACUGAACUCACCUCAGCAGGGGCAUGGAGGCACACAGCUCAGGACUCACAAGGAAAAGAAGAAGAGAGGGACCAAAUGGAGAGACAGACAAGGAGGAACGAGGUAGAAAAAUCCAACGAAGGACUUCGACCCUGACAGAACCUGCACCCUUUUCUGAUCAGCUGGAAGUUAUAUCCACUCCAUACACUCGUAUUAGCCUAGAGGAAGCCCGUUGUGGCACACCAGUGGGCCGUGCAGUGCGUGUGUAUGCUGAUGGGAUUUUUGACAUGUUUCACUCUGGACAUGCCCGAGCUCUGAUGCAGGCUAAAUGUCUUUUUCCAAACACUCAUCUCAUCGUAGGCGUAUGCAGCGACGCUUUGACACACAAGCUUAAGGGCUUUACUGUUAUGAACGAGGACGAGCGUUAUGAUGCAGUGAGUCACUGUCGCUACGUGGACGAGGUGGUCAGGGAUGCCCCAUGGACGCUGACCCCAGAGUUCCUGGCCAAACACAGAAUUGACUUUGUUGCUCAUGACGACAUCCCGUACGUUUCAGCUGAGAGUGAUGACGUUUACAAGCACAUAAAGGAGGCUGGCAUGUUUGCGCCCACACAAAGGACAGAGGGCAUCUCCACCUCUGACAUCAUCACACGCAUCGUCCGUGACUACGAUGUUUACGUGCGACGCAAUCUGCAGAGAGGCUACACUGCCAAGGAGCUUAAUGUCAGCUUCAUCAAUGAAAAGAAGUACCACCUUCAGGAGCACGUGGAUAAGGUGAAGCAGAAGGUACGGGACGUGGAGGAGAAGAGUAAAGAGUUUGUGCAGAGGGUGGAGGAGAAGAGCAUCGACCUUAUCCAGAAGUGGGAGGAGAAAUCACGCGAGUUCAUUGGCAACUUCCUGCAGAUGUUUGGGCCAGACGGGGCACUGAAGCACAUGCUGAAGGAAGGGAAAGGGCGCAUGCUGCAGGCCAUCAGCCCCAGACAAAGCCCCGACAGCAGCCCCUCACGGGAAGAGCGCUCUCCUUCUCCUACAUUCCGUCUUCCUUUCUUCACCAAGACCCUGCCGUCCAGCUCACCUCCUCACUACAGCGACACACACAGCAUCAGUGAGGAUGACGAGGACUAGAGGGCUUCGGGAUUGUAUUCCGGUUUUUAACUUCCAGAUGACAGUGUCCAGUUGACUGUUGAUUGUGAGUCCUAAACUGUAACACAGCUUUAAGUUAGUGUAGGAGUCUGACGAGGACUUCUCCUCUGGGAUGCAUUAAUUACUGUAUGAAGGGCCAGGCAGAGCUCCUGGAAAGAAUUACUCUCAGAUUUAAUCAAUAUUUGUUUGCGUCUUUUCUACACAUUUGAUUUGUGCACAAGUUGUUAAGUCCAGUAUGACUCUCACUGCACACCACUGUGACCCUCAGUGUUACUGUCACAUCACACACUGCACCAUUGUUUUGUUUUGUUUCCCUUUUUAGUUCUUUACAGCCAACAGAUGCAACAAUCCAUGCGCACAUGCACCUCUUAAACUGUUCCUUGUUCGUUUUAGCCAAAAAUGAAAUGUACACAGAGUUCCUCUCAGCCAAGUCAUGUUUGGUGUAUAAAGUUUGUUUCUUUAAUUUUAUACAGGAGCUACAAUGAUAAUGUAGCUAACAACUAAGGAAAGCUUAUAGCUACCAGUUAGUCAGAAACCACAUAAGCAAGUCUAUAUGAAGUGACUUAGCAAUGACAGUUUUAGGCAAGUGUAUCAUUUUUGCAUGUAGUUUGUACAAUGCUGUUUAUGCACAAACAGUCUGACUAAGUCACGUGACAUCUGUUGAUGUGAGUUUACAUAUAUUAAGGUUGCAAAAUGCUAAACUGGUAGCUGUCCCAUGCUUGUGAGCUACAUCUUGUACAAAACUAAAACAAACAGUUGGCUUGGCUGAACUGCUGUUCCUUUAAAGCUUAUUACAUUCUCUUCUGUCUCAACAUAAACAACACAUAGACUACAAAACACUGGAUUUAUUGCCAUAAUAAAAAACUGAACAUAAUCGUUUCACUGUGAGGGCGAAAGCCAUAGCAUAUGUGUUCAAGGACAAAGACUAUUUUUAAGUAUCCUAAUUUUAUUAUUCUGUCACGUUUGCUUAAUAAUCAGUGUCUUUAAUUUCUAAUCUGUCACAAUAAAUGUAAGUCUUAUUCCUAUUG